AUGCAUAGUUGUAAUAAUAUUAUAACAAUUGUACUAUUUUCAUUGGUAUCAUUACUUUUAUAUCAUCAUCAUGGUGUAUUGGUCAAUGCGAUUCCUUGCACUCACCCGGUCUAUUGUACUGGUCAAUUAUUAGAGACUGUUCAAUUGGCACAGGUGUUUAACGACUCCAAGACAUUUGUAGAUAUGCCACUUCGACAAUCACCAGAGUUGGUCUUGUCGAGUUUCCAACAACUCUUGGCCAACACGUCCAAUGAGGGUGGACCCAACAAACAACAGCUGACUGACUUUAUCAACACGUAUUUCUACCCAGCGGGGUAUGAAGUACAGGCUGCCACGCCGGUCGAUUGGAUUCCACACCCACGCUUUUUGUCGCAUAUCAAGGACCCACAACUCAAGAUGUUUGGCGAGGCCGUCCACAAGAUGUGGAACGAUCUCUACCGUGUCUUUAAUCACACUGGUUUGUGUCAAGACUGUUACACAUCGGUUCAAGUCGAGAACCCAUUCAUUAUUGCUGGUUCGAGAUUCAGAGAGUUUUACUAUUGGGAUUCAUAUUGGAUGGUCAUCGGACUACUCGUAUCAGAGAUGACUGCCACCGUACGUGGUAUGAUUGCCAACGAUCUUGCACUCAUCCAACUCUAUGGAUUCGUUCCCAACGGUGGCCGUAUCUAUUAUAGUGAUCGUUCACAACCACCCCUUCUCACGCAAAUGGUCGAGCGUUAUUUCGAUGCUACCAACGAUGUAUCCAUCUUGGAACAAGGUCUCCCCACACUCGACGCCGAAUACCAAUUUUGGAUGACUCAACGAUCAGUCAAUGUCAAGGGAUUCAAACUCAACCUAUACAAUGCAACCACCCCUUCACCACGUCCCGAAUCAUUCUAUGAGGAUUAUACUAUGGCUCAAUCACUUCCAGUUGGUGCAGACCAAACCUUUUUCUAUUCAUCGAUUGCAAGUGCCGCCGAAUCUGGUAUGGAUUUCUCUACGAGAUGGAUGAAACCUGGUUCGAUGGACUUGGAAACCAUUGAAACCAUUGAAAUUGUACCAGUAGAUCUCAACUCUAUAUUAUAUCGCAACGAGCUUACACUUGCCCGUUUUCAUCUUGCUCUUGGCAAUUCACCUAUGCACGCAUAUUACAAAAAUCAAGCUUCACAAAGAGCCAAGGCUAUCAACAGUGUCUUUUGGGAUCCAGUCAAUCUUCAAUGGUUUGAUUAUCAUCUAGACACUAACCAACUUCAAACCGAGUACUAUAUCACCAAUUUCCAUCCACUUUGGGCCAAAGUAUAUCAAGAAGACCCUAUCACAUUCAAUUCUACAGUACUAUCGAAUAUACUAAACAAGGCAAGACCCAUUUUCAUGAAUUUUGUUGGUGGCGUACCAACAUCAUUGAUCAACUCUGGUCAACAAUGGGACUUCCCCAAUGCAUGGGCACCUUUGGAGUAUUUCCUCGUCGAAGGUCUACUAGCUACAGAAUUGGUAGAUGGUAAAAUGAUGGCAUUUGAUAUGGUUGAAAGAUGGAUCACUACAAACUAUUGUGGAUGGCAAGAGACUUUACAAUCAAAUGGCGGUGUAUUAUUUGAAAAAUAUAAUGUUACCGAUAUUGGUCUACCAGGUGGAGGUGGCGAAUACGCAGUUCAAACUGGUUUUGGUUGGUCUAAUGGUUUUGCUCUCAAUUUACUAUCAAAAUAUGGAAAUACUAUUACAUUACGUAGUUGUUAA
Messenger RNA from Cavenderia fasciculata, 1713 nucleotides. Its product is annotated as Trehalase precursor. Gene Ontology annotation, biological process: trehalose catabolic process. Bases 1 to 1713 code for a protein of 570 amino acids. The transcript has a single exon. The record is from RefSeq and is a predicted model, not a curated record. Lineage: Eukaryota; Evosea; Eumycetozoa; Acytosteliales; Cavenderiaceae. Gene Ontology annotation, molecular function: alpha,alpha-trehalase activity.